AUGAGCCUCACUGCUGAAUCCGGACUGUUCAGUGCGGUAUGUGAGAGCACGCGCGGGUCGGAACGUCCGAGUGCAAUCUUAUUUUUCCGAGCGGCUUUGGCUUGGUGCCGGCGGCUUAUUGCCUACGUGCUAGCGGGCCGGUCCUACCCGUCAUAUUAUUCUAUCGAGCGGCUAUCGCCUGCGCCCACACGACCGAUAUUAGUAUACCCAAAGCUGCCUUCUUCAGAUAUUGCUCUGGAUCGUAAA
Brenthis ino (lesser marbled fritillary) is the source of this 246-nucleotide messenger RNA. Lineage: Eukaryota; Metazoa; Arthropoda; Insecta; Lepidoptera; Nymphalidae. The record is from the annotation of a GenBank genome assembly.